Molecule: messenger RNA, 2764 nt
Organism: Agrilus planipennis (emerald ash borer)
Lineage: Eukaryota; Metazoa; Arthropoda; Insecta; Coleoptera; Buprestidae
Product: nuclear pore complex protein Nup107
Exons: 7
Coding region: 66-2678 (870 amino acids)
Biological process (GO): mRNA export from nucleus; regulation of DNA-templated transcription; protein import into nucleus
Cellular component (GO): nuclear pore outer ring; nuclear pore
Molecular function (GO): structural constituent of nuclear pore
Source: RefSeq, a predicted model, not a curated record
AAGAAGUUAAAUAAACCGUAAGUAGCUUGAGGUUAUAUUUACAUGAUAUUGGCGCGUUUUACGAGAUGGAAAGCGAUUUAAACAGAUCUUUGAGAAUUUUAGAUUCAGCAAUUUCAACGAAAGAUAAAAGUUUGUUACAUUCAACAGCACAGAAGGUAAAACAACGUAAAGAUCUCGAUUUUUCCUUAACAUUAACUCCUGUAGAGGCAAAGAGGUUAGAAUUACAAAACACAUUUUUUUCGGAUGUUUCCUUGGCCUUAACAGCAGAAGAACUAAAGAGAAUUGAUGCUAACAAAGUAACUUCGGAAAAUACUUUCUAUAAUAUAGUUGAGGGUGAUCGAACCUUGACGGGAUCGAUUUUGCAAGCAAAUAAGCCCUGGACAACAGCUGCAGAGAACUUGUAUAUAGAGUUUUUCGAGACAUUACAAUCUCAUUCUCAAGAGCAUAAUGCGUUUAAUAUAUUGUCUGAUUUAGCAGCAUGUUGUUCAGAUGCAUUAAAUGUAGUCAGAGGCAUAAAAUCAAAGAUAACUAUACAGGGCAUUCCUGAAGAGUCUUGGUUAGAAAAAGAGCGUAAUAUUUGGCGAUUAUUAGUAAUUUUAAUGCAAGACAGGCUAUUGACAAGAAGUGAAAACAUGGAAGAUGAAUGUAAUACAGCAAGUGAAAAAAUAUGUGUGCUUAAUUUAUUUAAACAUGAUAGUCUCUUAAGAGAAUGUCAGCUGGUAAUAGACUGGUUAGAAGUAAAUGCAUCUGAAAUGGAGGAAGCAGUUUAUCAUUUCACAGACAACAAUUCAGUAGGUUGGGAAAAUACUCUACAUCAACUAGAGUCACCAGAAACUAUAGUGUUUGAGAGCUCCAGGAAAAUCAUUAAUAGAUUGGAUCCAGAUGCACCACAUUACCAGAAAUUACCUCUACAUGAUAUUGAUCAAAGCGAUGAGGAUACAUUGUGCCGUAAAAUGUACUCUCUUAUAAGAUGUGGGAAACUUGAAGAAGCUCAAAAGCUAUGUGCUGAAUGUGGUCACUCAUGGAGGGCAGUUCUGCUGGAGGGAUGGCGUUUAUACCAUGAUCCUAAUAUUUGUAACAAGGAAGAUCUGAGUGAAACGGAGACAGAUGAUAUGAAAUUAAUUGAAGAUGAAGUAAUGGAUACAGAUUUACAAGAAAUAAAGCCUGUCGAAGGAAAUAAGUAUCGAGAUGUAUGGAAAAGUGUAGCUCUUGAAUACUGUGAAAAGGACUGUUUGAAUCUUUAUGAGAAAGCAGCUGUAGCAGCAUAUUGUGGUCAUUUAGAAUCACUAAUAACAGUGUGUAAGACAUGGGAAGAUUGUCUGUGGGCUUACAUGAGAGUUUUAGUUGAUAUUAGAGUAGAGUCAGAACUUAGAGAUUCUAUGCCGAGAAUUUAUAGUCCCCUCAAGGACGAAUAUUGGGAGCAGAGGAUGUCUCUUAAUGAAGUUUUCGAUCGAAUUGAAUCUUCACCCAAUGAUGAAAUAAGUAAAAAAGCAACAUUGCCAGAUUACAAAAUACAAAAAUACAUAAUUUUGGAUGAUAUGGUAAAUUUGCUGGAUGAACUUGGUGUCUGGGUGGAAGAUGAAUGUGUCUCGACGCAAUUUUUACGAUUUGCAGCUCACUUAGUUUUAUUAUUUGAUGAACUGGGGCUUAUAAAUGAAAGAAGUGUUUUAAAUAAAUGUGUAAAAGCGUACAUUGAUCAUCUGUGUGAACUAAAGGAAACUCAGUUGAUAGCCUAUUAUGUUAGUAAAUUGGAUUCCAAUAAGCAAGUCGACGUUUAUGCGUCAUACCUAGAGGAAAUAACGGAAGAUUUAGAUAGGCGAGAGGCAUUAAAAUUUGGCGAAAAUUGUGGUCUGGAUACUGUGAAAGUGACUAAACAGGUCGUUUAUAAUAUUAGGAACAAGCCGCACGAAAUUUCAGAAGGUGGAGAUUUACAGGAGAAACCUACUUCUGCUGAUGCCUUGAAAAUUUCAGCACUCGACUGGCUCUUGAUUUAUGAUACACAACGUUUUGAUCUUUUAGAAGAGUGCAAUGCCUUGAUUUUUAUGUUUCUGACUAUGGGUAAAGUGGAAUGUGCUAAAGUGGCAUUUGGUAAAGUACCUUCCGAUGCAGUGAACUCUAUCUUGGCUGAUCAAGAUGUGACGUCGUCCAGGGCUAGCCAAGUAGUUCGAGAACACCUUAGCUACAAAACUUACUUAGAUGCACAAGAUGCUUUUACAUUAUGGUUUGAACAGUAUAAUUCAAAACCAUUGCCACCUGGGGAACUCCAUGAGAAUGCACAAUUCACGGAAAAAGUGGCGCAUCAACAUCGUGUAUCGCAGUUUAAGGCGGAAACAGAACGGUGGAAGUUAUCAUGUACUCAUUUAGCUAAAGCAGCUAAAACAUUGUUGUAUAAUGUUCUACUGUUUCCUGAAGGAUGGUUAACUGGGGCCAAAGAUGCAAGCUACAUGAGGUCCAAAGUAAUACCUGAGUGCGCAUUACUUUUGUAUACAGUACUAUAUGAAUCUGCACAUUACGAAGAGUGUAUACAAUUAGCUGAUGUUAUAGCUUCAGAAAAACAUGGAUUAUAUAGGGCAUACUCUAAAGAAAAGUUAGGAGAGUUUUUAAGAAAACUUGGUGAAAGCUCUGUCGCUUUAUUAAACGAAAGAAAGGAUCCUUGGGGCCAAGACACCUCUGUUUAGAAUCAACAUAAAAGCUACUUCUACUUAUUAAUUUUGUUUAUGAUAAAUAAAUGUAUUUUUUUGUAGCCAUGUUUAAGUUAUUUACU